UUUAAGAUGUGUUAUGACAACACCGGGGUAUAAAUAAUCAGGACUACGCUUAAAAAAUUCAACAGGAGCUAGCAGACACAUUUCUCUGACCUGACAAAACUGCUGGAACUGCAGAAACCAUGGGUGUUCGUGGACUCCUAGGUUACAUGGAAGAAAACAGGAAGCAGUUUUUUAAGGACCUGAAGCUAAAAAACACAACACUUAUAAUUGACGGAUGCAACUUUUACUUCAACCUGUACUUCUCCUCACCCUUGGACCAGCAGCAUGGGGGAGACUAUGAUGCCUUUGCCAAACUCAUUCGAGAAUUCUUUAAGGUUCUUUUCACCUGCAACAUAAAACCCAUUGUCUUGCUGGAUGGGGGAGUUGAUUACACCAACAAGAAAUUUCAAACACGACAACAGCGAGCCCAGAACAACAUCGAGAAGGCUGUUGAUCUGUCACGUGGGUUAGGAAAGUCGCUCUUGCCACUCCUCACCAAAGAGGUGUUCAAAGAGGUGCUGCACAGCCUUCAUGUCACCUUCAUCCAGUGUGUAAAUGAGGCUGAUUGGGAGAUCGCCUGCUUGGCCAGCGAGUGGAACUGCCCAGUGCUAUCUGCGGACAGCGACUUCUUUGUCUUCGACCUGAAGGGUGGGUACCUCCCCUUCCAGUUGUUCCAGUGGCGCAACAUUCGCGUGUGCCCAGAGACCUCAGAAAGGUACAUUCCAGCCUCGUGUUUCUCCAUCGACGACUUCUGCGCCCGCUUCAAUAAGAUGAACAAAGAGCUGCUCCCUCUCUUUGCGGUGAUGGCUGGCAAUGACUUCACCAACCUGGGGGACAUGAGGACAUUUUUCAGCUGGGUCAACGUCCAGGGGUCCGGCCACUCUGCGCAUGGCAGGACGAGGGUCCAAAUUGACGUCCUGCUCCGUUGGCUGUCCAAGUUCCCUGGGCCGGAGCAAGCUUUGGACGCGGUUGUACAGGUUCUCGGGGACAGUGCUCAGGACAGCAUCCGACCCCUGCUGUCCUCUGGGAUGCAAGAGUACAGACUCUCCCCCAGCAACCUCCCACAGUACAUCAAACAAGGAGAAAUGGUGCCCAAUCUCCCAGAGCCUCUCAGAGACUUGCCUAAUUGGGUCCUGGUUGGCCUGCCCAGCGGCGACUUGCCCUCCCUCAUCCUCGAAGUGCUGGCGGUGCAGAUGACCAUGAUGCGAACGCAGGUGGAGGACCCCCAGCGUCCCAGCAGCCACACGGCCUCCCUGCCAAUCCGCAAGGUCCUGUACGGGCUGCUGCUGCAUGGCAAAAGCAUGCCUCUCCAGGAGCCGUGCACAAAGAACAGAAAGAUCGCUCACCCAAACGAGGGCAGCCCACAUUACCAUGUGCGGGAGUUUGACAGGGAGGGUCUCAACUUGAAGGAAUUCCAUGUUCAGGCUGACCUCCCAAGUGGCAUCCAGCACCUGCCUCUGGAGACACUGAAUGAGGUGCCUCUUCCUGAUCGACUCCAGGUUCUCCUGAAGACUCUGAAAGUGGAUGAGUCCAUCGCCAAUGCCGUGCUCCCUCAUCUCAGCUUACCUGUUUGCGUUACCUGCUACUGGCUAAACUGCUCCGAGCCCAAACCUGACCUGCAGAUGGUCCAGGCCCUGCUGCUGGGCAUCGUGUAUGGAGAGCUCUGCAGAACUCAAGGGCCAGAGGCUGGGGAUCCGGAUUUGCAGGCCGUCUGCGAUAGGCUGGGCGGGCUACGGGUUGCAGUGCGCGAAAGGAAAGGGUUAGACCUGAAGGUUGCCCAUGCUUACAGCCAGUGGCAGUCCUGCCUGUGGAUGAGCUUCUACCUGAACCAGCUGCUCCGGUGUCCACUCCCAGAGCCAGAGUGUGCCUGGUUGUACAGCGGGACGUUCGCGCACGGUGCCGUGAAGAAGCUGAGGACGGGUAUUAUCCCCGAGGUCCUGCUGGGAGGAGCCGGCGUUCCCGCGAGGCUCUACGAGACCAUCCAGUGGGCCGUGCAGCGUUCCGUGGGCACUGACUUCUUCACCCCGCCUUCCAGGAGGCAAAAUAUUGGGGCUGGAGCCGCUGUUGAAGAUAAGUAGGCAACACUCAGUUCGCAUUUUUGAUGCGUACUGAUGUUGCAGUCUUACGAGGAGACUGCCGUAAAAAUGUGUCAUUCCAUUAUUAAUUACAGCUCAGGAAUUGCUUGCCCAUUUGCACUGUACCUAAAAAUACAUUGUAACAGCAUAGCUGGGAAGUUUUUACUUUUGCAAUAUAUUCAAAUAUCCUUCUUUUUAAGACACACAAUAUUAAUUAUGUGCACAAUUCAUGAUGUGCAGAUUUUACUUGUAGAGGUCCUAUUUUAAAGCCUCAAAUUAUUGUAAUGCAGAAGACUAUGUACACUUAGGGGACAUUUUUUUAGUAAUCAAAGUUGUGUGUGUGUCAGUUCGAUAAAGUUGUUUCACCCAGGCUUAAGAUAAAGAUGUUUUGCUUGAUUAACCAGAAGCUUUGCUUGAAUACUAGCAAGCUAGACCAGCUGAAAGCAAGUGUCUCCGUAUGUGGUCAGCUAAAAGCUACUAUGUUUUGUUUGCAGUGAAAAAGAAUGUACAUGGUUGGAACAAUGUAGUAAUUUAACAAUGAGUCACCAAAACACCAAACCCAAAACCCAAGCCUCCAGUCACAACAAGGCCCACCCUUCCCAAAAAAUCCCUCAGCCUGGUGCUGCACCCAACCCCCUUGUCUGAGUGCCCACCCACCUCACACAAAGAUGGGCCCUUCCUCCUGCGCUGACAGCCUCCGAGGCCGACGCUGAACCCCUCCCACUCCCCCGAAUCCCCGACCACAGCCCCCGCCUUAGCCCAGGCCAGCCCCCACCCCUGGGCAUUUUACUUCCUUCUUUUUAUUCACUCUUUAGUUUUUUACUAAAGAGUGGGGCGACAUAGCUCAGGAGGUAAGACCGAUUGUCUGGCGGUCGGAGGGUUUCUGGUUCAAACCCCGCCCUGGGCGUGUCGAAGUGUCGUUGAGCAAGACACCUAACCCCUAACUGCUCUGGCGAAUGAGAGGCAUCAAUUGUAAAGCGCUUUGGAUAAAAGCGCUAUAUAAAUGCAGUCCAUUUACCACAUAAUGAUAUAUGCUUUUAUUUAAAUGUUUUUUAUUCUUCUAUGGUUUAUUUAUUUAUUUUUUGUCAUCCUGUGCUUACUGUUUCAACACAUGUUACUUCAUUUUUAAUGUAUUUGGAAAAGCACUUUGCGCUGAAUUGUGCUUAAAAGCUGUGGGCUUGGUCACUUGUUUUUUUUUUUUUUUCCAUUUGAAUACGCUUGGCUAUUGAGAAUGUAAUAAUGAGCUCCUGGCUUGGCUCCCUCGAGCGAGGGGGGGUAGAACUUAUUGUGCAACGGAUGAGAUUGCCACACGUUACACAGAGGAGCUUGGCAUUUAAUGAUGAGAAUGGAAUGUCUCUUCCCCUCCCUGCAUGGUGCAAAAGAAGAACAAAGGAAAUGGAAAGUACAGGAGGCUUGAGCUAACUGUAACAUUGCACACAGGGACUGUCUCGCUCAGGUGUAUAAGCUUUGCUGAAUCUCAAGAUAGUUGAGAUGCCCUGUAAGCUCCUUUGAAAAGGUGUUUGAACUGUUUCUCCGAUUUGAUCAAAUAUAAUAAAGAGUGAUUCUGUGUGAA
Molecule: messenger RNA, 3627 nt
Organism: Anguilla rostrata (American eel)
Lineage: Eukaryota; Metazoa; Chordata; Actinopteri; Anguilliformes; Anguillidae
Product: protein asteroid homolog 1-like
Exons: 5
Coding region: 120-2057 (645 amino acids)
Source: RefSeq, a predicted model, not a curated record